AUAUGAGGGACAUUCGCAGCAAAUACGUGUGUGAAAAUGAUGUCAUGCAUUUGAGCUGUACAUCGCCUAAAGUACUCAAGAUUCACGGAGCAGACUAUGGUGGGUCAGAGGUUUCCGUCUGUGGCGAGGGAAAAGUAUCGAACGUAUCAUGCAAAGUUAUAGACAGAACAGACAAAAUAAAGUUCGCAUGUGAUAAUAAAUCAAGUUGCUCCCUUGUAGCAAUGACCCACAUUUUUGGUGAUCCUUGCCCAAGCUCAAGCAGGUACCUUAAUGUCAUCUAUGCCUGUGGUAAGUUCAUAUUCGUAAUUGCAGUCUGUGCUGUUUUGAAUUUUGAAAGAAUGCUUUCCUGGAGUAAUGUCAAAGGAAGUAAUUUGUGUUCAAUUUUGUCUGUUCUGAGGCAACUUCCCACUCUUUAAAACCUUUUUUAGCGAUUGUUUUAAGCCACUGACAGUAAGUGAAUAGCUGUAAAACAUAUUAUGAAUAAUUAUGAAUAAUCUUUCACGAAACCUUUAUUGCCAAUAGGCCAUUUCCGAGUUAUUUGCAUGAUGAAAAGCUUUGUAACCUUAGCUUUGAAACUAAGGCUUGGGCAACUCGGAAAUGGCCUGUUAGGGUUUGUUUACUGUGUUAUUGAUACAAUGAAUAGAAUCGUCUAAUGUAAUAUCGAGCGUCAAUCAAAAGCAAUUAGACGUGCUUCAAAUUUAGGUGAACUGCUUAAAUAAUGCUCCAUUAUAACCUGCUAAUUAGUAAUGCUAAUAGGACUGAGUGGAGUCCCUUUCGGUUUGUAAUCAUACGAGUGAUUAACAAAAUCGGACGACCACGUAGUAGGAGUCCGAUUUGUUUAAUCACAAUUAUGAUGGCAGACCGAAUUGGACGACACGAAGUUCUGUUACUAAUUAAUCAUAACUUCAACAAAAUUUGUGAUAUAUUAGGCUCUUUUUUUAAAAUCAAAACACAAGAAAUUCCGAGAUUUUUAUUGCUAGCAGGGAAAAAAAAGCCAUUUAAGCGUGCUCGUGAUAGCGCUUACUGUCCGCGUACUGUCCUAUUUAACUGUCCUAUUAAGUCUGAAAUCAGGGCAGUUGAUAGCCAAUCAGAUUUAAGAAUUUUGUCAUAGUUAUGAUUAAUUUUGUAAUCUUUCAUUGGAUAUAAGAGCGACCACCGGUUACCAAAGCGCACGUUGAGUUAAAACGGAUAUCCUGGAAAACCUCAGAAAUUCAGACAGGAGAGAGGGGACAGAAAGGACACAAACUCUAUGUUAUUUUUUUAAAAGAUGUAGAAGAAAUUAAAUUAUAUUUAUGUGAUGCUUUGUCUUUCACUUUUUUGAUUUAGUGGAGCCACCCGAUGCUGCAACGACUCCUCAGUCUUCAAUUGCAACUACUAAAGGAUUGAAUGCAUCAGCAAUGAACCUCACAACCUCCACAAAUACGACGCAGCCAUCAUCAACAGAACCUUCAGAAAAGAACAUACAUGCACAUGUACUAACCACCGGACCAGACAAGAAAACUGCCAAGACCCAAAAAUUCGUGCCAGUGUUUGAUCCAUCCAACAACUUCGAUCUAGAACCCAUUUUUGACUCAGCUCAGGGCAUUAAAUGUAGCACCGGGGGAAUUUUCUCCUUGGUUUUGAUGACCUCUGCAAUUUCAUUUUUGAGGUUAUAG
Molecule: messenger RNA, 1655 nt
Organism: Porites evermanni
Lineage: Eukaryota; Metazoa; Cnidaria; Anthozoa; Scleractinia; Poritidae
Source: the annotation of a GenBank genome assembly